GACGAUGCUCUCAUAAGUUCAACAAUUCCAGGAAGUUUGAGGGGGCCUUCCCUUAGCGGCGCCUCCGCUCUCUAUGAUCUGGACGGAAGAACGUGGGGCUCCAUGUUGACUCGCAGGCGAAAAACGCGGCCUGCCUUCUUUCCCCUCCCAAAGUAAAAUGGAGGCGAGGAGGUCGUCGUAAAGCUCCAGUCCUCCUCCGAAAGAAUUGGGGGAGGGAGAGGGACAGCUUUGAGGAGCUUUACCGCUUCUAAUACUGACUGCCAAAAUGACAUCUACCUCAGCACAAUUUCAACCAACUGAGAAUGCCUGCAGAUCAUCAUUUGAACCAGUCAAACAGGUACGACCAAAAUUGCCACUGCUGAAAGUUCUGCAUGCAGCAGGUGCUAAGGGUGAAACUUUUACAUUAAAAGAGUGUAUGAUCUAUCUUGGAGAGUACAUUGCGCAGAAGCAACUGUAUGACAAAGAACAGCAGCACAUGAUACACUGUGGAAAAGACCAGCUGGGGGAGCUUUUGGGCUGUCAGAGUUUCUCUAUAAAAGAACCAAGCCUUGUUUAUGAUAUGCUGAGAAGGAAUGUGACUCUUACCACUACUACAGUUACUAAAGAAGGCAUUUGGUAAGUGAGGAUUACCUGUAUUGCUGUCCUUGCUCUGUAGAAAUUAGUAUAAUAUUAAAUAUAGUGGAUUGCAUGUUUAUUUAUUUGUGAUUAUUUGAUUGGCUGUUAGAAUACAGGAAGUCCUCGAGUUACGAAUGUAAUGGAGCCUGCCCAUUCCAUUUGUAGGAGUGAAUUGCGUACCUUGAAAGUGAUCACUCCCUGCUUUCGCCCACACAUUUGCUAAUUGAAUGCAAAGGAGUGCACAUGAGGUAUCUCAGGGUGGGGAAGUCCAUGGGGGGCCCCAAUGAUGGAACAGGCCACCUGCUUGAGACCACCCAAGGCCUCCCCCGACCCAUGGAGAUACCUCAUGCUCCCCACAGUUGCUUUCUCCCCCCCAUCCUGCCGCCCUGAGUCACUUACCUUGUAAAGAUCUAGCAAGCUGUCUUCUCUGCAGCCUCUCUGCUGCACAAGAUCAUGGUACCAAAAAGCUUCCAGCCUCCGCGCAAAAUAUUUGCAAGCUGACAGGAGGCUUUGGGCCAGUGAAAUCGCUGCCUCAAACCAUCCGCUCAGCUUGCAAACACUUUGGGCGCCAAGACUGAAAGCUUUUUGGCGCCGUCAUCUCACGUGACUUCAGGCUGCAAGAUCACGGUGUCCAGAAACUUCCAGUCUCUGUGCAAAAUGUUUGUAAGGUGACGGGAGGCUUUGUUUGACUUCAUCUUGCGAGAUGAUGGUGCCCAGAAGCUUCCAAUCUUGGCACCCGAAGUAUUUGCAAGCUGAGCAGAUGCUUUGGGGAGCAAUUUUGCUGACCCAAAGACUUCAGUUAGCUUCUAAACAUUUUGCACGGAGACUGAAAGCUUCUGGGCAUCAUCAUCUUGAAACCUGAAAUCACAUGAGAUGACAGCACCUAGAAGCUUCAGUCUCGGCGUGAAAACCAUUUCCAAGCUAUCUGGACUCUGGGAGUGGCGCAAUUAGUGUGCAAAUGCUUUUUGCACCGGGAGUGAAAUGUUCUGGCGGGGGGGGGGGAGUGAUCUCAUGUGACUUCAGGUACCCAUUUCUGCAAAAGCGGAUGGAUGCCUGAAGUUGGUGAGGUCACAGCCCCCAGAGCCUUUCACUCUCAGCGUGAAAAGCAUUUCCAAGCUGACUCUCUCAAAGGCAAAGAAACCGCAGCAGAGAGGAGACGGAUCUUUGCAAGAUGAGUCUGGCGUGGCAGCAUCAGAAUGGGGAAGCAGUUGUGGAAGAGCGGGGGGGGGGGGAAAUAGGGCGAAUGUUGCAGAGCCUCUGUGGUCAUUCGUAAGGGUGAAUAACUGCCAUGUUGCAACAUUCCUAAUUUCCGGACUUGUUUGUAAACCCUGGGGGGCGUUUAUCAUGUAACUUCGAACAUGUGCUAAGUGAACAUUCAUAACUCAGGGAUUACCUGUAUGUGAUUUAACACAAAUUUAAAAGCUAAAAAUAAAAUAAACUUUAUUUUGACAUCAUAGAAGAUUGACAUACAAAAUUCAAAACUGAACUGCAUAGCAAAAUAAAAUGCAGCAUUAUAUCCAAAGAUGCUUUCCUAAAGCAGUCAGGACAAUUAUGCAUUAACUUUUAAUUAGGAAGCAUAUAUGAGCAAUUA
Messenger RNA from Crotalus tigris (Tiger rattlesnake), 2206 nucleotides. It is a transcript of the gene MDM4, whose product is annotated as MDM4 regulator of p53. The record is from RefSeq and is a predicted model, not a curated record. Gene Ontology annotation, biological process: regulation of cell cycle; negative regulation of apoptotic process; protein ubiquitination. Gene Ontology annotation, molecular function: ubiquitin protein ligase activity. Gene Ontology annotation, cellular component: nucleus. Bases 266 to 619 code for a protein of 117 amino acids. The transcript has 6 exons. Lineage: Eukaryota; Metazoa; Chordata; Lepidosauria; Squamata; Viperidae.